Messenger RNA from Nezara viridula (southern green stink bug), 2948 nucleotides. The record is from the annotation of a GenBank genome assembly. NCBI's taxonomy places the organism in Eukaryota, Metazoa, Arthropoda, Insecta, Hemiptera, Pentatomidae.
CUCAAAUGCAAAAUGGCCGGAGAUUCUGGUAUACAGACUUGUUCUUCUCCUGAAAAUGCAGAUUCUAGAAAAAGACCACUGGAUACCGAUGUUGAAGACGGUACUACAAAGAAGUCAAAUUGUUCAUCAGGAAAUGAUGGGAUAUAUCAUUUUAAGAUAUUGGUUCCUAGUGUAGCAGCUGGUGCCAUUAUUGGGAAAGGUGGAGAAACAAUAGCACAAUUACAAAAGGAUACCAAUGCUCGGGUGAAAAUGUCUAAAGCGAAUGAUUUUUAUCCAGGAACAUCUGAAAGAGUUUGUCUUAUAUCGGGUAACAUAGAUUCUAUUAUGGAAGUUUUGGAUUUCAUUACAUUUAAAAUAAGGGAAAAACCAGAUUUAAAUUGUAAAGCAGGGGUUGAACAUGAUCUAAAAGGUGGUGAACGUGAAAAGCAGGUUAAAAUAUUAGUUCCAAAUAGUACUGCUGGAAUGAUUAUAGGAAAAGGAGGAAAGUACAUAAAACAAUUGAAAGAUGAGAGUGGAGCUUAUGUUCAGAUAUCACAGAAAGCAAAAGAUCAGUCUUUACAAGAACGAUGUAUUACAGUUAUGGGUGAUGUGAAUAACAACAAGAAAGCAUGUGCCAUGAUACUUACUAAAGUACAAGAAGAUCCUCAAAGUGGGAGCAGUUUAAAUGUAAGUUAUGCUGAUAUAACUGGACCUGUUGCAAAUUAUAAUCCUACAGGAUCCCCUUACGCUCAACCAUCAAGCCAGCAACAAUUCGCUCCUAGUUCUACUAUUGCAGCUUCAAUUCCAUGGGCUGGGUUAAAUGAUUCUGCAGGAUUGAAUGGCAUUACAUUGACAUUGAAUUUAGAACCGAACAAUACACCAAGUCAAGCUGUUGUAUCUCAAGUCAUUAGUGCCAUUACUGUUGCAUUGAAUAACACAGGUUAUACAGAAAAUGUGAAAGCUGAAAUAUCUAAUGCAAUAGCUACUUUGGGAAAGUACAGAAUGCUUGGAGUCACAUGGACAGGAAAUUCACCUACUCCAACUUAUGUAGGAAUGCAAGCAUUGGAAAGUGCUUCUAAUGGUUUCUUUGGACAGAUUGGUGGUACUGCUCGCAGUGUUAUUGAUUUGGCUUUAGAGCCAGUUAGACAUUUAACUUCAGGGCCAAACUCUCCUCCUCAUCUUAAUAACAGUGCUUUCAGCCUUGGUAAUCAUGAUUCUUCUGAUAAAAAUAAAGAUACCAGAAAGGUUGAAAUGGAGAUUGCUGAAGCAAUAGUUGGUGCCAUACUUGGUCAUGGAGGGCGAUCUUUAAUUGAAAUUCAACAUUCAAGUGGUGCUAUUAUUCAAAUAUCUAAGAAAGGUAUAUAUGCUCCUGGAACUCGAAAUAGAAUUGUGACUAUUACAGGUUCUGCAAAUUCAGUGUCCUUUGCACAAUAUCUGAUUGCACAAAAAAUAAAAGAUGUAGAAUUAAAGAGAACUCGACUAAGCCAACAUUUAAUGCUUCAUUAGAAAUUCAGUAGUGACAGACUAUAUGGAGUUAAUGACGAAUAACUUAAACAAAAGAACUGCUACUACAGAAUUUCAAACAAGGUUAUUUGAUCAUCAAAAAUUAAUUUAGUUUGUUGACAUAUCAGUUAAUUUAUUUUAGUAGAAACACUAAAAAAUAAAAAAAAAUAACACUUUAUGUGCAAAAUUAACAAUUUUGCAUUGUGUUUAUAUUAAAAUUAGAAACUAUAAACCACUCUUCAAUAGUGACUGACUUAAACUUAUCUCACUCAUCACACGAUUAAUAUAUUUUGCUCUUUGAUUAAUAUUAGUGUUUCAUGUUGUGUAUGGUGUGAUGCAUUUUUAAAAGUAUAUUAAUUGUUCUUUUUGGGUACUUCUUUUCACCAGAUACUCAAGGCAUUAUUAUGAAAAAAAAAAGUACUUUUCACCAAAAGAGAUUUCCAUUAUGUUUUAUUUUUCUUAAAAUGCUUUUUUUUUUUAUCAAUUCUUUUAAUUUUAUUAGAAAUAUUCUGAGUACAUAUUUUAAUCCAAGAGUUAUUUAAUAAUUCAAAAUUCACACAUUUCUUAUUAAAGAAAGUGUUGUGAAUGUCUACAUGUGUUCAUUUCUGGAUACUUUUAUGACUGAAUAUUCUUCUAUUGUUAGUUUGUGCAAUGUGUUCUUUAUUUGAAAUUAAGUCAUGAUAAUAUUCUAUUUAGUUCUGGCCUAUCAACAGGGUGUCUACUUUAAUUUAUAUUCUUAAAAUCAUUUAAGAAUACCAUUAAAGGCAUUUUUUUUGUUUUUUUAUGCUCAAAAAGUUUUUUUAGUGGUCUGAUUUAGGUAAUAACCUAUAAAAAUUUGAGUUUCUAUUGAUUUCAGAAGGUAUUUGAUUUUUGCUAUAUUUUUUUUAAUAAUACCUCCAUUUUUAUGGUUUAGUAUGUUAGUUAGUUGAAUGUUUAGUAUUGUACGAAUUAUGAAAAAUAGUUUUUAAUAGAUAUCAGUUGAUAAACAUGUUUAAUGUGCCUAACAUUUUUAGGUACUUCAUGACAAAAAGAUGUUAUAUACACACACAUAUAUGUAUAUAUAUAUAUAUGCCCUAUUGAAACUUUUUGGAAUUGUUCCAAAAAUAACCUGGAAAAGUCACAGAAUUCCAUCAAAAAAUGUUGAGGUAGACACCUUGUAUAAAGAUUUUUUCUUUCCCUGAAGUAAUUUUAUUUCAAUGGUGACGGAUUAAUUUGUUUUUCAUUGGAAUUUCGUAUUGGAAAAAUAUUAAAAAUUCUAUUGCUCAUUCUGUUACUACCAUUUUUCUAAUUUCUAUUUAUAAACAAUACUUUAAUUUUUUUUGGUAUGGUAUAUUUUUUUAGUAUAUUUAAUUAACAUCCAAGUUGUUAUUUAUCUCUUUUAGUAUACUUUCCCCCCUUAAUUUAUUGGUUUUAUUUAUUUCCACAUUCUGUUCGAUAAAAUUAUAACCUUCUGAUGUGUAAGUUAU